AUGAGUUUCAAGGGUUUUCAGAAGAGCAUCGUGCGUGCCCCGCAGCAGCUCAAGGUCAAGUUCAACAUCGGUGAACACACCAAGGAUGCCGUCUAUACCGACGCCGAGCGGCGCUUCGAUGAGCUCGAGAAGGAGACCAAGAAGCUGCACGAUGAAUCCAAGAAGUACUUUGAAGCUAUCAACGGCAUGUUAAACCACCAGAUCGAAUUCUCAAAAGCAAUUGCCGAACUCUACAAGCCCAUCUCCGGCCGUGCCUCAGAUCCCGACUCCUUCAAAUUUGAAGGAAAUCCCGAAGGCAUCCAAGCCUGCGAAGACUAUGAGGCCAUUGUGCGGGAACUGCAGGAGUCUCUCGCCCCAGAGCUGGAUAUGAUCGAGAGUCGAGUCAUCAGCCCCGCCGACCAGCUGCUGGAAGUGAUCAAGGUGAUUCGAAAGGUCGCCGUCAAACGUGACCACAAGAAGCUGGACUACGAUCGGCAUCGCGCAUCGCUGAAGAAGCUGCAGGAUAAGAAGGACAAGUCGCUCAAGGACGAGAAGGCCUUGUACAAGGCGGAGAACGAUGUCGAACAAGCGACUCAAGAAUACAAUUACUAUAACGAUUUGCUGAAGGAGGAGCUCCCCAAGCUGUUCCAGCUCGAGGCCGAGUUCAUUCGCCCGCUAUUCCAGUCUUUCUACUAUAUGCAGCUCAACGUCUUCUAUACGUUGCACGAGAAGAUGCAGGGCAUGAGCAUCAGCUACUUCAAUCUCACUCUCGACGUGGAGGAGGCCUUUGAGCAAAAGCGCGGUGAUGUCCAGGAACGCGCCGAGGAACUGGUCAUCGUACACUUCAAGACAAAGGGACUCGGCCGGUCAAACUCGAAGGUGGGCUCGCUGAAGGCCUCCGAGGCCAAGACCGGCCGUGGACGUGCAUCGUCGACUGCUUCCGAACAACCUCCGCCUCCAUACUCCUCCGCUGCCACCUCCAGCCCAACGGGCAGCUUCUCCGCUGCAGCCAAGGGCAAGCCUGCUCCCCCUCCUCCACGGGCGAAACCCGCGCAUCUCAACAAACACAUCGAGACAGUGGUUGCUCUUUACGAUUAUGAGGCCCAAGCCCAUGGUGAUCUUGGAUUUUCUGCGGGUGACGUGAUCGAAAUUGUGUCCCGGACAGACAAUCAGAAUGAGUGGUGGACUGGGCGGGUUGAUGGCCGGGAAGGUCAAUUCCCAGCAAACUAUGUCCAGUUCCAAUAG
Molecule: messenger RNA, 1224 nt
Organism: Penicillium daleae
Lineage: Eukaryota; Fungi; Ascomycota; Eurotiomycetes; Eurotiales; Aspergillaceae
Product: amphiphysin
Exons: 3
Coding region: 1-1224 (407 amino acids)
Biological process (GO): plasma membrane tubulation; endocytosis; actin cortical patch localization
Cellular component (GO): mating projection tip; actin cortical patch; medial cortex
Molecular function (GO): protein binding; lipid binding
Source: RefSeq, a predicted model, not a curated record